Molecule: messenger RNA, 3901 nt
Organism: Rattus rattus (black rat)
Lineage: Eukaryota; Metazoa; Chordata; Mammalia; Rodentia; Muridae
Gene: Anks3
Product: ankyrin repeat and sterile alpha motif domain containing 3
Exons: 12
Coding region: 2040-3653 (537 amino acids)
Cellular component (GO): cilium
Molecular function (GO): protein binding
Source: RefSeq, a predicted model, not a curated record
ACUUGGUGCACAGGUCAGCAGAGAGGAGCUGGAUGUCCCCUUGGAUCUUCACACAGCUGCCUCCAUUGGCCAGUAUGAGGUGGUGAAGGAGUGUGUGCAGCGGUAAGAGGUCUUGGGGUGCAUCCCUUCACCUCACAUUCUAAUUUGCAUCUUGGUGGCUUCAGUUCCCAACAGGCUGCAUGCAGCCUUGCAGAGAUCAAGGUCUUCAAUCCAUAUCAAAUAGGCUCACCCACUUGUUGCAGGUGUCCUUGACAGCCGGCUCCUGUUCAACUCCUAGAAAAAAGAUACCUUUGAUUCUGAGGACAAGAAAGAUGCUUAAAACAUGUUAUAAAUACUAAUUUGUAGUUUAUUUGAACCAGAAUCAUUUGGGGGGUUUCCUCUGACUGUAGAAAAACCCAGAGAAAACAAUAGAAAGGACGGACAGCCAGCACUCUGGCUCUGUGACUACAGGCUCACUGUGGUUCUUGAGCACAGAGGUGAGAGGGUGGCCUCCUAUCUUCACUGCCUGCUUUACUAAUCUGCAUAUGUGUAUUUAGUUCCACAGCCUGUCUAUUAUUCUGUGUGGUCAGAAGGUUUGGCUGGAAAAGGGUCUCUUUACUUUCUUGGUUCCACCCCACUCUAUACUUAAAAGUUUGUCAGUGCUCACUCAUUUAGUAUCUUGGUUAGAUGAUGUCUCUCAGACCUCUCUGUGCCAUCUCAAUUCCUGAUGAGCCAGGGGAAAGCCUCAGAAAGCCUGUGUCUCUGGUUGCUAAUCAGAGCCAUCCAUCGUCCUUGGCCAGCAGAGUCUGAGUGCUCUCAGUCUAGAGCAGUCUGUAGGACUCCUUUACUUAGUGCCUCAGAGGUGUGCAGCUAGGUGUGUAGUCAGCACAUGUCCUCACAGGAUCCCAAGACUCCUGCUGAAAUUCUUUGGAGUCCCAAGUUCUUAUAUGUUGAGUGUUUUGUUAAAAAGAACAUGUCUCAAAGCAGCCCAAAGAGGGGAAGAUAGAGUAGAUCUGUGCUCUCACUGGAGUUGACCCAGUUGAGAAGCACACUUGCUCACAGAAGCCUAGGUUGGGGCCAAGGGAUAUUGGAGGUUUCAAGAACAGGUGCUGAAAGGUAGGUGGUGGUUAGCUUUGCUGAGGUACUUGCUACUGUUGAGUUUGUUGAAUUUCCACUCAUGAAGCCAUGCAGGGGUGGAUGCCAAGUCAUUCCAGUGACUCCAGAGGUAGCUACAUGUAGCUCUACAGGCAGGGCCUCAGGCCACUGCAGAAUGCAGAGCCAGCUCGAGCUGCUAGUGUGCGGAAGUCACUGCCUCGGUCAGCUUAGUAUGGAUCUCACAGGAGGCACUGAUCAGACAACAGUUUCCACACGGGGAAUAAGAACUGUAAAGGGGAAGGCCUGGGCCUUAACAUACCUUCUUUGGAGUGGGCAGUGGGUGCUAUUCUAGAAUGGGACUAUCAUUCCCAAGCCUUAAAGUCUGAGAGCCCCACUCUUCUGCUUUUCUCAGUGAAAGUGCAUUUCCAGAACUAUAACAGAAAGAACUUAGAUAAUAGGUACUCUGGUGACAAGUUUUUUUAUAGGGUGAAAUGACAAAGGAUCAGUGGCAGUGAUGUCCUUAGUUCCUUUCUCUUUGCUUGACCACUCUGCAUAACUCUGAAGGCAGACGGUGUUAAUUUGGUGCCUGGUGGUUAAGGUGACUCAGCCUCAUUUCUACUAAUAAACUAGGCCAGUUAGUCUUUUCUGUGCUGGGUCCUUUGUGCUGCAGGGUGUUUAACCCACUACCUAGACCUAAUCUACUAUGUGCCAACAGCUGGCUACUUCCUAGAUAAUAUAACUGGGGAGAAAUGGCAAGACCUUACCUAACUCCCCUGCUUGAUCAUGGUGGGUAUUGCUGUAGGUACAAAAAAGAUUAUUGGCCUUGUCCAGGAGGUACUGGACAGGCGAGAGCAUUAAAAUAAAGGGGUUAUAUCAGUCACUUUUACUUUUUUCCCCUUUUCUUUCUGUUUGUUGUUUGUUUGUUUCUUUUUUAAAAUUUACUUAUUAGUCUGUAACCACAGCCCAUGGAAUGCUUCCCACAUCAUUUUACCCAGUCUAGAAAAUUCCUCAGACCUGUGCAAAGGAGAGAGUUAGAUUUGAAUAAGAAGAAUGGUGGUGGCUGGACUCCGCUGAUGUAUGCCUCCUACAUUGGACACGAUACCAUUGUUCACUUGCUGCUCGAGGCAGGUGUGAGUGUGAAUGUGCCAACCCCAGAAGGACAGACUCCACUGAUGCUGGCCUCCAGCUGUGGUAACGAGAGCAUCGCCUACUUCCUGCUCCAGCAAGGUGCAGAGCUUGAGAUGAAAGACAUCCAGGGCUGGACUGCACUCUUUCACUGCACCAGUGCCGGCCACCAGCAGAUGGUCAAGUUUCUUCUGGAGAGUGGAGCCAAUGCCAACGUGAGGGAACCUAUAUAUGGAUUCACUCCUUUGAUGGAAGCAGCUGCCGCUGGCCAUGAGAUAAUUGUGCAGUAUUUUCUGAAUCAUGGAGUCAAAGUGGACACAAGAGACCACAGUGGAGCCACAGCCCGGAUGCUAGCCAAGCAGUAUGGUCACAUGAAGAUUGUGGCUUUGAUGGAAACUCACUCACCUGUACUGCCCAAGAGCCUCUACCGUAGCUCAGAAAACUAUGAAGACCUGAGCUCUUCAGAUGAGUCCUGGCCUGUUCCUCAGCGCCAGAGGCCCUGUCGAAAGAAGGGCCUGAGUAUCCACGAGGGGCCUCGCGCCCUGGCCAGGAUCACAGCUACUGGACUGGGAGGCAAGACUCCGGACAGCUAUGAGCAAGUUCCUCCACGGGGCUAUGUGACCUUCACCAGCAGUGAUGAGAACACCAUGGAAGGCGAGGGCCUCUGCUACCGAGAUGUCACUUCCCCCAUCAAUGAACGUGAUGUGGAGAGCAGUAGCAGCAGCAGCCGGGAGGAACCCACUUUCUGUGCCAGUCUUGGGCCUGUGUGGAGGAGCAGCAGCAGUGAUGGCCUAGCAAGAGCCCAGGGUCUCAGCAGUGAAGCCUCCAUAGAGAGCAAUGAGGAUUCUGAUCACGCCCGCAAGAGCUCGGUUCGUAAACAAACCAGGACUUAUCUGAAGAAUAAGAGUCGUCACAACAACAGUGAUGGUCACUGGCCUUCUAGCACAGGGACUGCUCGAACUCCAGGGUCUGAACCCCAAGCUGAGAAGUCCCCUUACUCAGGACCCCAGGAUCUUGCCACACUGUUGGAACAGAUCGGCUGUCUAAAGUACCUGCAAGUGUUUGAGGAGCAGGACGUAGACCUGCGUAUCUUUCUGACCCUCACUGAAAGCGACCUGAAGGAAAUUGGCAUCACGCUGUUUGGGCCCAAAAGGAAAAUGACCUCUGCCAUUGCCCGAUGGCACAGUAGUGCCCGCCCACCUAGUGAUGCCCUAGAGCUGGCCUAUGCUGACCGGCUGGAGGCGGAGAUGCAGGAGCUUGCCAUCCAGCUGCACAAAUGCUGUGAGGAGGCAGAGGCUCUGCGUGGCCAAGUCUCCCAGGAGCAGGAAUUGCGGGCUGUAGUAGAGAGCUGCCUCCUGGAGCAGGAUAGUGCCCGAAAGGACAUCCAUGCCCAGCUGCAGGAGGCCCAAACCCUGGCCCAGGAUGCUGCUCUUGUCCUAGACCAGCUGCGGUAAGUGGGCUCACAUACUCAGGUAGACACCCACACACACUUGUUAGUCAUUGUCCCUUCCUAAUCCUCUAAGCAGUUGAGAGGUGGGGGGAACCAUAGUGCCUUUUCCUGGGGCUCUGUCUCUUACAGAGCAGACCCAGGCUUGACUCUAAAGCAGACUGGGGAUCUGCAUGUCUUUCCAGCCUACCAGUAUGGGCUGGCUACAGGGCUGAAUUGGUUUUCCUUACCCGGAUGGUUUGGGCUUGGGUUGGU